UCUGAGAGGGUGCUGGAGGACCUGGGGCCUUUCUCCCUCUCUCAGUCUCUGUCCCUCCUCCAGUGGCUCACCCGGGAGCAGGGCGGGGCUCUAGGACAGCCCAGCGGGAAGCCAGGAGGGGGAAAAGCGGCCGCCGCCCGCCCGGGACCAGGCUGGGUGGAAAGAGAAAAGGAGAGGAAAAGGGCGGCUGGGGCCGCAGCUCGGAGCUCAGCCCCGGGAGCGAGAGCAGCGACGGCAGCGGCGGCGGCAGCGGCGGCCACAGCGCCCUGGAGCCACGGCCGAGGCAGCAAUGGGGCUGGAAACCGAGAAGGCAGACACCCAGAUCUACAUAGACGAGGAUUCCUACAGCCGCGACAGCGGUCCCGACUACCCGGAGCCCGAGAAAUACGUGAAGUCCAUCCAGGACCGCGAUCCACGCGGCCUCAACACGCAGCUGAAGCUGGGCUUUGAGGAUGUGAUUGCGGAGCCCGAGUCUGCCCACAGUUUUGAUAAAGUUUGGAUCUGCAGCCAUGCCCUCUUUGAAGUCAGCAAGUACCUGAUCUACAAGGUCCUCACUGUGCUCCUGGCUGUCCCAUUGGCCUUUGUGGCAGGAAUUUUCUUUGCGACUCUCAGCUGCCUGCACAUCUGGUUUGUGAUGCCUUUUGUAAAGACCUGUUUAAUGGUCUUGCCAUCAGUGCAGACGGUAUGGAAGAGCAUUACAGAUGUUCUCAUCGCUCCUGUGUGUAAAAGCAUGGGGCUCAUCUUCUCUUCAGUCAGCCUGAGACUAGGUUCUGAGUGAAUAAUAUGGACCCUGCUGCUGGAAACCUAAUAUACUGCAAUACUUUAGGUUGCUGUAACAUAAAAGUACUACUGUUCAUUUCCAAACUGUUCUAUUUAAGAUGUUUGUUUUUUAAAGGGAAACAAAUGUAUUUGGGACUUUAAAAAUUGGAAUGAAUUUCUUCCUGGGUAAUAGUUUUGCAAUUUAUUAGCUAUAUAGUUCAUAUCUAGCAUUUUAUACUAGAGUUAUACAAAUGGUUGGAAACACCUACUUUUAAUGGAAUACAAUUUUUGUCUUUUAGGACAGAAGUUUACAUUUUAUGGCAAUUGUUAAUUUGAACUAUGAGUAACAUAGUUGAAAUAUUUAGGUAUAUAUUUCUCAAAAAGUCAUGAGGGGCGGCUAGGUGGCACAGUGGAUAAAGCACCGGCCUUGGAUUCAGAAGUACUUGAGUUCAAAUCCGGCCUCAGACACUUGACUUACUAGCUGUGUGACUCUGGGCAAGUCACUUAACCCCCAUUGCCCAGCAAAAAAAAAAAAAGUCAUGAAAGCCAGAGAGGGACACUAUAAACAUUAUAAUGUAGAAACUACAGAAGCACAAGCAGGUAGUAAUAUAUACUACAAUAACAUGAGAACAUGUAAAUGUGAAAAACAGAUCCAUGAAAAGGAUGAGAGGCAGCAUGGUCUGGUGGAGUGGAAUAUACACUUCAAGUACCCAAGUUCAAAGUUGCCUCUGCUAUUUGCUAUUAAAGUGACUUUGGGCAAGACACUGACCCUCUCUGAGCCUCAGCUUCCUCAUCUAAAAAUGAGAAUGUAAUUGGAUGAUCUCUAAUGCCCCUUUAAGUUGUCAUCAAAUCCUAUAAUUAUAUCCCUUUAAAUAAGUUGUUACUUAAUUGGGGUUACCUAAGUUGUUACCUAAUUCUUUAACCUGCUGCCCUAUUUAAGAAGAGGUUCUAUUUUAUUGUAUAUUUUGUACUUAAUGUAAAUGUUGCUCUAUCAGUUUUCCAUAAAGCACUUUGUUAUUUUAAUCUUGUAGAGUUAUUAAGCUGAAUGGAGUCAUCCAUAUGUGAAUCACAUACAAGAAAAGAAAGAAAUUUAGAUGAGGGAGAUUGCACUGAACUGAUUAUAUAAAGCAUAUAUUUUUCUUUAAGACAUUAAUGUAAAGGUUUCUUAUUGGACAAUGUAGGAAAAAAGAGUCUAAAAUAUGUUUUAUGAGUAAUGCUUAUAGUAAAAAUGGAUCACAAUUAAACCCUACCUAAUUAUUAUCAUUGGUCAUGAAUUAAUAUUUCAAAUAAUAUAUGCCCAAAUGAUACUUUCUUGUUUUCAGACACUUGAAGAAAGCUUUCUAUCCUAUAUUCAGUUACUAAACUUAUAUUUGACAUUCCUAUUCCCUGUUUGUUUUUCCUUUAAGUGACUAUGGUGCUGUUUGACAUACUUUUUGUUUUGCUGAAAAUUUACCAUAAAAAGGCAAUUUCUACUGCACUUAUCUAUUGCUGCAUUUAUUCUUUGACCAGAAUGACACAUAUAUACAGUAGUGCAUGCGGGUUGCAUGGAAUGCCCACUGAGUUAUGUGCCUCUGAGCUUCCUAUGCAGAUUAGCAAGUUAAAGCAACGAGUUGUUUGUGAUAUGUAAUGCAAAAUGGAUCUAUGUGGUGGCACAGUAAAUAGAGGACCUGGUCUGGAGACAGGAAUACCUGAGUUCAAAUCUAGCUUCUGACACAUACUAUCUAUGUGGUUUUGGGCAUGUUACUCUGUUUGUCUCAGUUUCCUCAACUAUAAAAUGAGGCUAAUAAGUACACCUAGCUCACAGGGUUGUUGCGAGGAUCAAAUGAGAUAUUUUUUUGUAAAGCACUUAGCAUAGUGCCUGGCACAUAGUAGGUGCUAUAUAAAUGCUUAUUCCCUUCCCCCUUAUCACUUGGGAGCUAGGUAGCUCAACUUCAAUAUUGAAGUUUGGGUGGGAAAUACUUUCAUUCCAAAAUGACAGGCAUAUCAGAGGCAUAUGUAGCUAUAGUAAUGUGACUCAUUUUCUCAUUAAAUGCAAAAAACAGAGCCUAUGUAAGGACAGUGGCCUUGACUCCUCUCAUUUUAAGACUCUACAGGGUAUCCCAGAAAUUUUAGAUCAGUUUUAAGCUUUAAAACUGCAGUAAGAUUUCUGCAAUACCUUGUGUUUUUCUUUUUCUUUUUUAAGGUGAGGCAACAUAAUCUGAUAGCAAGCUGGCUUUGAAAUCAGGAAACCUAAAUUCAAGUCUUUCCUAUGACAGAUGUCUGGAUAUGUGUUUCUUGAGAAAUUCUCUAAGACUUUUAAAGUGCAGAGUAGCUGCAGAACUGCAUUAGUGGAGAGAAUGUUUCCACAUUGGAGAAUACCUUAUACUAAUGGAAUUCCAGAGAGACAAUUUUCUUUUUCAAUACACCCAAUAGUGACAAGAGUCUUUAUACUUUAGGGCCAUUUUGACUUCUGCAACAAUCAGAAGAGUUAAUGGAGCCACAUUUAAUAAAUAAGGCUAAUGAUGAACCUGGCUAAUACUAUUUGGGGUUAAAAACAAAUGGUAAUUAUAAUUUUAUUAUGUGGUUCUUAAAACUGACUUCUAAGGCAAUUCUAGAUAGGUUGUAGAGUGGAAUAGAAUCUUAGUCUUGGAGUAAGGAAGAAUUGGAUUCAAGGCAUGAACAUGAAUUCAAAUUCAAAUUAGAAAUGAUGGUCUGGUUGACCCUGGAAAAAGCACUUAAUCUAUUGUAGCCUUUCUUUCCACAUCUGUAAAAUGUAGGAAUUGGACUUGAAUGACAUUUAAAAUCUCUUUCAGUUCUACUUCUGUGAGCUCUAAUUUAUAAGAGGUCUAAAAAUACAUUAGAUAAUGGCAACAUUACUGCUAAAUGUGACUAAUUCAAAGUCAAUACACACAUAAACAUUCUUUUAUAUAUACAUAGUCUUUUUUACUUUAUAAUCACAACUGAAAAUGCCUCAGAAUUUGUUUGGAAAUACUGAAUAAUCUAGUUGGAAACAAGUCAAUAUAUUCACUUUUGCCUCACUAUGAUAUUUAACUUAGUACUAUAAAUCAUGAUGCUCUUCUAUUCUUUUAGAUAGUUAUUUGGCAAAUUUUUUUCAUUCCUUUUUUUAAAAAAUAAUCACUACAAUAGGGAUUUGUAAUAGAAUUGCAUUUGGAUGCACCGACUAACCAGAACCUAGUUAUCAAAUGGAGUAGCACAAUUCCUGUUUCUAACAGUGUUAAUUACUUCCAAGGUAUAGUUUAUUGGAGUUUUUUAUUAAGUACUGUAUUUUAUGGAAAUGAGGUGGAUUUAUUUUUAAUGUGAGUCAAGGCAACUAUGCUGUCCAUAAUAAACUUGUUAAAACUCAAAAAA
This is a messenger RNA of Dromiciops gliroides (monito del monte), 4107 nucleotides long. It is a transcript of the gene CAV2, whose product is annotated as caveolin 2. Gene Ontology annotation, cellular component: cytoplasmic vesicle; caveola; perinuclear region of cytoplasm. The record is from RefSeq and is a predicted model, not a curated record. Gene Ontology annotation, biological process: positive regulation of MAPK cascade; caveola assembly; negative regulation of endothelial cell proliferation. The transcript has 3 exons. The coding region runs from base 290 to 778 and encodes 162 amino acids. NCBI's taxonomy places the organism in Eukaryota, Metazoa, Chordata, Mammalia, Microbiotheria, Microbiotheriidae. Gene Ontology annotation, molecular function: molecular adaptor activity; protein kinase binding.